Messenger RNA from Elaeis guineensis (African oil palm), 1290 nucleotides. RefSeq lists its product as uncharacterized. The record is from RefSeq and is a predicted model, not a curated record. Lineage: Eukaryota; Viridiplantae; Streptophyta; Magnoliopsida; Arecales; Arecaceae.
GGGGCAGGUGAUGGACAAAACCAUUACGAAAGACAUGGGCCUUCGUUUUCGAUUCUUUAUCUACGGAACCUCCUUUCCCUUCGCUAAUCCCACACGCCUUCCUCCCUUCUUCCCUAAACCUACCUUCUCCAUCUCAAGCCGCCGCCUCCUCAAAAUCCACCGAAUAAUACGAGCAAACCAAAACAAUACUAGCAUUCGCAUUCCAUUCACAUUCCGUAAUUACUCGAAUUCCCUUUCAUUUUGUUCAUGGAUGAAUCCGAGGACCAUGACAGCGAGCCCAAGGAGUACGAUGGGCGGUCUUGGGCGGCGACGGAAGAGACGCGGAGCACGACGAGCAUCCACGUGACGGCGCUGGACGGGCUGGUGAACGUGAACUCUCUCUUCACCAUCGCCGUCUUCGUGGGGCUCUCCCUGACCUCCCCGGGACAGCGGAGCCUCGAGGGCAGGGCCGCUUGCGACGCCGGCACGGACGUCGUCCGCAACCUCCUGGUGUUCGAGGUGGUCUCCUUCAGCUUCUUCCUCUUCUCCAGCCUGGUGGCCCAGGGCCUCAAGCUCGCCAUCAAUCUCCUCAACAGCAACGACGUGGACGAGGCCUUCCGGGCGCACAUCAACGCGCGGGUGCUCCGCCUCGGCAUGCUCGCCUCCGCGGUGGGUUCGGUGAUGGGCUGCCUAUUCCUGCUGCUCUCCAUGGUCGACGUCAUCCAGAUCCGCCUCGGCUUGCUGUCCUGCGGCAGCAUCUCCGCCGGCCGGGCGGUGGCGGCGCUCGUCACCCUCGUCUCCACCGCCCUCGUCGUCUACAUCUCCACCGUCCUCUAUGCCUUCACCCACUGAGCCGCCCUUCUGCGGCCUUUUCUACUUUCCUGCCAACCUACGUUCAUUCUUUGUUUUUUACUUUUUCCUAUUCGGAAUGGAUGAAUUUAAAAAAGAAAAAAAAAACUGAAAAUUUUUGGCGGCGUUUGGAAGGAAUUGCGAGUGCAUCGGAGAGUUCAUAUCGAAUGGAUAAGGCAGAAGAGAUGGUGAUCUGACCGAACUCGAGUUUGAAUCCAGGACCUGGUGGUUGGAUUGGGACAGCUGUUUGGGUUUGUGAUUCGUUUACUCCACGCGAUUGAAAUGAGUCACCAUAAUAAAUAAUUAGGUUUUAGGAUUCUGCAUCCGAUAAUUAUAUGCUCUCAGUGUCCCACGAUGAAGUAAUGAUCUCACGACAAAGCAUAGAACAGUCAUAAUACUUAGUAAUUAUCCGUAUCGAAUCAUCUACAAUGCAAUUUUUUCAGAACUGGAUUGGAUCGGCUG